Messenger RNA from Psammomys obesus (fat sand rat), 5233 nucleotides. It is a transcript of the gene Ap5b1, whose product is annotated as adaptor related protein complex 5 subunit beta 1. Gene Ontology annotation, biological process: endosomal transport. Bases 82 to 2715 code for a protein of 877 amino acids. Gene Ontology annotation, cellular component: lysosomal membrane; AP-type membrane coat adaptor complex. NCBI's taxonomy places the organism in Eukaryota, Metazoa, Chordata, Mammalia, Rodentia, Muridae. The transcript has 3 exons. The record is from RefSeq and is a predicted model, not a curated record.
CGCCAGCCCGCCAGCCCGGAAGGAGCCGAGCGAGCGCCCGCGGCAGCUGACUCAAGCGAGAACGAAGUGGUUUGGUUGCCCAUGGGGCCCCUGAGUCGUGAGGCCUGGGCCCAGCGCCUGGCGGCUUUCCGAGCCAGCCCGUCCGCCUUCCUAGCAAGUGCCGAGGGUGAGGAUUUGGCUCGCGACCUGCUGAGUGACCUAAGGAAUGAAAAGCUAAGCGAGCAGACCAAGGCGUCCUUACUGACACUGAGCUUGGAGUACUCUGACAAACUGUGGCCGGAGGCACCUGCGGCGGAGGCUGCUGCCGGCUCCUUGUUGGACACACUUGUCCUCCUGCCCCCAAGACCUUCAGCUCUCCGGAGGCUCCUGUUGUUGGCAGCCACCACAGCCCUGGUGUCGGGAGGUGCUCUUGGACCCACUUCAGGAGCUUCCUGCCGGCUCCUGCCCUUGCUUCUUGGCUUAGCCUCAGGCCGAGACAUGGGACGAAGCUUUGGAGCCGUCGUAGAGCAGCGCCACCUACAGGCCACGGCGUGCGAAUGCCUCCGAGAACUGGAGCGCUGUAAGCCUGGGCUGCUGGCCGGCUCGCUGGGGAUGCUGCGGAGCCUGCUAGGGCAAAUGGGUCCUGUCCAGCCUGUCAGCCUGCUGCUGGCCCUCGUUCUGCACAACACCUUGGUGGUACAGUCCAGGUCUGGGGCUGGCCUGCAAGGCCUGCUUGUGGCCGGGGUCUCCUCCACUGGGAGUUGUCCCUGGGACUGGACGCUAGCUGAAGAGUGGGAUGCCCAUCUUAUGCCCCAGGCGCCUAGCUGGCACGCAGCUGAGGGGGAGGAGCGUGGCUUUCCAUUGCUAGAGCCCAGCCCUGAGGACACCCGAGAGCUGAAGGCUGCGGUGGCCCAGCUUCUGGACACUUCCUACCUGCUCACACCUGUGGCUCAGGCCCAGCUCCUGUGGUUGUUGGGCUGGGCCCUUCGGGGUCUUCGGGGACAGCCACCAGUGCUCUUCAAGCCACAGCUAGUUCGGCUGCUGGGCACCGCACAGCUGGCCCUGUUGCACUCAGUUCUGUCUCUCAAAGCGGCCUUCGGUGAGGCCCUGUUCACGGCCCAGGAUGAGGUGCUGCUGCUGCGCAGGCUCACCUUGGCAGCCCAGCACCCAGCCUUGCCGACGCCCACACACCUCUUCUACCUGCACUGCCUCCUGAACUUCCCUGAGAAUUGUCCGCUAGGUCCAGAAGGGGAAGAGGCUGUCCCCCUGCUGUUGGGGCCCCAGCUAUGCAGGGGCCUCAUGCCCAGUCUCCUGCAGGACCCAAUGGUCCUCCUGGCCCGCCUGCAUUUGCUGUGUCUGCUCUGUGCCGAUCAGGAUGAGGAAGAGGAGAAAGGCCCGGCUCAGGGUCCACAGUGGUUCCUACAGGAGCUGCUGGCUGGCCUACAGCAGAGGGCAGCACUGGAUGGCGGUCCCCGAGCCUUGGCCACUCUCAGUUUCCAGGCCUCCUACCUCGUUGCUAGCUGCCUGGCUGGGCAGCCUGCAGUGCGGACAUCUUUGAUCCGUGGACUGGCCCAACUGUACCGAGCUCGGCCAUCCCUGGCUCCCUACUUUGUGGACCUCCUAGGUCGGCUAAGCCCCGAGCUCAGAGAGCCCCUCAGGGAGGUGCUACAACAAGAGGUGGUAGCCAUGCCAGGCAAGGAGGAAGCUCUUUGCUGGCACCUGCAAAUGCUGGCAGAGGUGGCAGAGGGAGAUGAUCAGAGCGCCACGCUUGCUUUCCUGCGGGCUGCAGCCACACACUGCACCAACUGGGGCCUCCAGCAGGCCCUCCUGCGGGUGUGCCGCACACUGCUGCGGUCGGGUAGGGGGGACGGCCUGGCUGACUUGCUGCAGGUACUGGCCAGAAAGCUAGAGGACGCUGACGGACGGGACCGUGCCCGACUGUACUACAUCCUUCUGUGCCAUUUGUCAAGCCCCAAGUUGCGGAUGGCCCUGGGCCCCUCACUUGCUGUACCCGCUUUGGCCUCGUCACUGGUGGCAGAGAACCAGGGCUUUGCAUCAGCAUUGAUGGUACAGGAGACUCCGGCUCCAAUUCAGUUGAGUGCGGGGCCUCAGAAGGCCAGAGGCCUGCGCCCGGUGCUUCAUCUGCAGGUAGAGGCCUUGGAGGCUCCCGUCUACUCUCUGGAGCUGCGCUUCCGAGUAGAAGGACAGCUCUAUGAGCCUUUGGAGGCCAUCCACAUACCCUGCUUGCAUCCAGGACGGCCUGCCCAUCCGCUGGACUUGCCCUUGCUACCCCGACGCCCAGCCCCCGCCCACCUACAUGUCCAGGCCCUCUAUACCACACCUGCUGGCCUCACAUGCCAUGCCCACCUGCCACUUGUGUCUGUGAACUUCUCUGACCUCUUCCUGCCUUUCCCCCAGCUCCCCAAGGGCUCUGAGCUGCGUUUCUUUGAUGAGCUCUGGAACUCCUGCCUGCCGAAGGGUGUAGAAAGUCGUGUGUGGUGUCCACUUGGGCCACAGGGCCUGGGGGCCUUGGUGUCCCAGCACCUAGAGCCCUUUGUUGUGGUGGCUCAGCCCCCUACCGCCUAUCUGGUAGCUGUUCGCCUGCCCCCUGACUCCAUGCUGCUGCUGCGGCUGGAGGCAGCUCAGGUGGAUGGCGUGCCCGUGGCCCUAAGGACUGAUGACUGGGCGGUGCUGCCCCUGGCCGGGGACUACCUCCGAGGGCUCGCCGCCCGCUGAGAAUGCCAGGUGUGGCUGGUCCAACAGACUGCCAGAGGAGCUUGCAGCUCCUGCCCCAUAAAAUCACAUGCACUGACAGCUCUGAUUGCCUUGUUUUCUUUUGGACUCUUGUUAGGAGCAGAUUUACUGGGAUUGGGGCAUAAGCCCCCAGAAAGAUCUAGACUAACCCCGAUACCGCAGACCUCCGUAAUUCCAGCAAAAGGCCAGGUUCAGGCCCAAGCUGCGCCAAUGGAUUUUUACCACGGAGUGACCUCUUCAUCCCAGGCAAGGCAUCUACAACAGGCCAAAGACAAAAUGCCACUCAAGUCUAGUGAGUGAGCCAGCGAGUGGAUUGGAGUCAGAAGAGUACAGGUGACUCAGAGCCAGCUGUAUCACCAGACAGGCCAUUCCGGCAUGGGUGGCCACUCCAAAGAGCUGCCUCUCUGGAGCAUUAUCAGUCCUGUAGCCAGCUCCACCUGAGGUCCCCCUGAAACUGCUGACUGCUUUUAUAACGUGAGGGCUAGGCCUUGCCAAGCCUGUAACUUUCUGAGCUCCCAGAUCCGGAGUCUUCUGAACCUGAAGGGAUAUUUCAACAAGGAGGAAGCAGCUUCGAAGCACUCGCCUCGGAGGCCAGCCGUUGCUGAAUCAGGAAGGUGGCCAUCCUAGAGACUUCUCCAGCUGGUGUGAGUAGAGAGAGGAUAUAGGUCAGUUUCAUGGACCAUUCUCAGGGAAGCUAGAGAAGCGGGUCCCACAGAAGCCACCAGCGGAGUUUGUCUGGGACGAGCUCCCCUGCCAGCGGCCCAGCUCCUCUUGGUGCCUUGGCACGGAGCCUGGGUGCUGCCACUGCUGCCUCGUGCCCACUGAGCCCAAGGCCCAGCUCUGGUGACAUCCAGUUCUCUCAGCAUAGUAGGGAGGGGAUACAGAAAAGCAGCUCUUGUCACACAAAUGCAGCAGGUGUGCAAGCCUUAGUCCAAGACGAAGAUACUAGGCUCAGGAUGCUGGGUAGGUGACUCAGUAACGUGCAUAGUGUGAGGACCUGAGUAAGCCCCAGCCUCCGUGGAAAGCAGGUGAGGCCCCACCCUGUCAUCACAGCUAGGGAGGCAGACACAGGGUCUCUGGAGCUUGCUUAUAUUUUUUUCCUAAGACAGGGUUUCUCUAUGUAGCUCUGGCUGUCCUAGAACUGACUCUGUAGACAGGCUGGCCUCAAACUCAGCGAUCUCUACCUCCCGAGUGCUGGGAUCAAAGGCAUGUGCCACCCCCACCCCAAUGGAGCAUGUUCACAAACAGUGCAGCUGAGUCAGCAAACCCAAGUUCAGCCAGAACCCCUGCCUCAGUAAGGUGACGAGCAGUCAGACACCCAGCAUCCACCUCUGUCCUGCUACACACAUCCAGCCACACAGGACCACGACGCAAGUCACACACGGAGGGGUAAUCCAACCCUCUAUCUUACGCCCAUCUCCCUACCCUCCAUGGACCUGUGUUAUAUCCACCCGCUCCUUCAGGCCGGCCACCAGAUGAACAACUCCUCCCACGAAACAAGGUAGGUGGUGUGUGUCACAGCUCACGUAUCCAUGACAGGCUGUGGGCCUGUGAUUCAGACCAGCAGGCUGUUAAUCAGGGUUUCCACAACCUCUCUAGGUUUGGUAAUUUUCAAGGGACCCUCUACUUACCUUCACCUGCUUAUUAUAAAAGCAGAUGUGGUGGUGCGGGCCUAUAAUCCUAACAGUCCAGAGCCUGAGGCCUCAGGUUCAAAGCCAGCUAGUGGCUUCAUCGUGAGACUCUUAACAAGCAAAAGUAUAUUACAGGGUACUAGAGAGCUCAGUUCCCAGCACCCAUGUCCAGCAGCUCAGAACCUGGUCCCUUGAGCUCCAGGGCACCCUACACCUUUGGCUCCCACAGGUGCCUGCACUCGUGCACACAGUCCAUGCACACGCACACACUUCAUUUUUUAAAUGAAGACAUGUUACAGAGAUACAGGUGACCAGAUGGAAGGGACACGGGGGGGGGGGCAAAGUGUGCGGUGGGAAUCUCCACGUCCUCUCUGGGACGUGCUGCCCUCCAGGCACCUCCAGGUACAUCCAGAAGUCUGAACAAAACUUUUUAAGAAAGCCUCAUCACGUAGGCAUGAUCAACUAACUCAAAUUAUUGGCAUUUCUCUUCCUGAAGGAAGGAAAGGGGAGGUAGAGUCACAGGCAGUUGUAGCCCGCAUGACACGUAUGUCUGGGCUCUGAGCUCCCGCCCUCAUAAGGCAGCAGCGUGAGCUUUUGAACACCAAGCCAUCGCUCCAACACCCACGCUGAUUUUUAAAAAAGUUUUUGGUUUGGUUUGGUUAUGGGUUUUUUUGUUUUUCGUUUUGAGACAGUUUGUGUAACCCUGGCCAUCCUGGGAGUCGCUCUGUAGACCAGGCUGGCCUUGAACACUGCCUCUGCCUUCUGAGUGCUGGGGUAAAGGGCAUACACCCCACCACCACCACCCAGCACAAUUUUUCUUAAAUGUUAAACCAGUUUACCACAGCUGGAAUAAAUCCCACUUCAUCAUG